AUGUCGUCCCCUGAGAAGAAGAAGAGAAACAAGACGACGACGAAGGAACUGUUGCUCCCACCAACCCCGGAAUCGACCCCAAGUCUGUAUCUUCCCGAUGAUUUGCUUCUGAGCUGCUUCGCACGGGUCUCGAGACUCGACUACCCGACUCUCCCCCUCGCCUCCAAGGGCUUCGGUUCUCUCAUUUCUUCACCGGAGCUUUACCAGAUUCGCUCCCAGUUAAACCGCACCGAGAUCUGUCUCUACGUGUGCUUAUCGCUCCCUCCUGAUCCAAACCCUAAAUGGUUUACUCUCUGCCGGAGACCUAAGCUAGGUAGCCCUCUCUUGGUUCCAGUCACAUCUCCUCCUUCUACUCCUGUUGAGGCUAACUUCGUCGCUGUUGUUUCUGAGAUCUAUCAAAUUGGCGGACGCAUCAAUGGCGUGCCGUCUUCUAACGUCUCGGUCUUGGACUGCCGGUCUGACGGUCUCACUCGUGGCGCCAGGCUCCAAACAUGCGUGUGGCUAAGGACAACCGAGCAGCCAUUGCCCUUAAUGGAAAGAUAUAUGUUAAAGCAGACCCAUUUAAACGCAACUAUGGACCUAAACUGGUAG
Messenger RNA from Microthlaspi erraticum, 591 nucleotides. The record is from the annotation of a GenBank genome assembly. NCBI's taxonomy places the organism in Eukaryota, Viridiplantae, Streptophyta, Magnoliopsida, Brassicales, Brassicaceae.